This is a messenger RNA of Zasmidium cellare ATCC 36951, 822 nucleotides long. RefSeq lists its product as uncharacterized. Lineage: Eukaryota; Fungi; Ascomycota; Dothideomycetes; Mycosphaerellales; Mycosphaerellaceae. Bases 1 to 822 code for a protein of 273 amino acids. The record is from RefSeq and is a predicted model, not a curated record. The transcript has a single exon.
AUGGCUCAGCAAGUCGAAUACCGACGCGCCAGCCUCCUUGGCAGCCCUCCUGAGAUUCGCAACCGCAUCUUCCUCGACGUCGCCAUGCAUCAUAUCUUCAAGGCGAACGGAGAGAAGCAAGUGUUCACCCUGCAGUCCCUCACUAUGGGCAAGAACAUCAUCUUCCGCCCAUUCCGCGCCAACAAGCAAAUGCUGCGGGAGCUGCGCACGCUUUUCUUCGGACACAUAACCCUGUCUCUAUCCACUGAGGAGAUGAUGAAGAGCCACCUACCGCUGUACGGCCACCCCAAUGGCAACUUCGACAUGGCCACUGCAAAAUGGAGGUCUGGCAGACUCCAGAAGAUCACGGAGGCCAAGAAGAUCUCGACUUUCCAGACGCACAGAACUCGCAUCGCCUACUUCAUUACCCACCCCAAGAAUAUCGAGAGAACGGCCGUGAUGACCAUGCUCAUGCCCCAUCCUGCCGUCCGCCAAAGCAUCCGGUUCCUACAGCUUCAUCUUCUGGCCCCACGAUUCAUCGACGGUAGCAGCCUGCAGUACUCCUACACCUGUGGCGCCGACGGUACGGACUGGCUUUACCCGCUUCGUGAAAUCAAGAAGAUUGGGUUCGUGAAAUUGAAGAAGCUGCAUGUCGUGGUCAAGUACUUCAGCACCCAAAUCAUGGUUAAAGACACCAAGAAGGUCACUGUCGCGGGAGACAGCGAGUCCCAAGGAACGAGUACGAGCCGCAGUGUGGAAGAGUGGAUACAAGAGCACGUGACGGGAAUGGAUUUGGAGGGUAUCGAGUACAGUCUCGAGAUUGUGUAUGGCGAGACACGGUGA